Molecule: messenger RNA, 4677 nt
Organism: Oncorhynchus masou masou (cherry salmon)
Lineage: Eukaryota; Metazoa; Chordata; Actinopteri; Salmoniformes; Salmonidae
Exons: 3
Coding region: 473-1138 (221 amino acids)
Cellular component (GO): nucleus
Molecular function (GO): transcription regulator activity
Source: RefSeq, a predicted model, not a curated record
GAAUUCGAACUGCCUCAACAAUGUGUCGUUUGGAUGUGGACUGUGCCGUGAAAGGACCUGAACAACAUGGAAAUGCCCUCCCUUCGUCAAGCCAGGGUCUACAACAGGGUUUCCCAUUCUCGUCCUGGGGACCCCAGGGGGUGCUCGUUUUGGUUUUUGCACUGGCACUUUACAGCUGACUCAACUAAUCAUCAAGCUUUGAUAACUUGAAUCAGCUGUGUGCUGCUAGGGCAACAGCCAUACAUGCACCCCUUGGGGUCCCCAGGACAGUGUUUGGGGAAACGCUGGUCUACAAGGUCCUAGUUUCUGCCGAGUCCCCAACAACCGGAACAUUCGGUUUUCAGGGGAAAUGGAAAGAGCCUGUGAUGCUACUUCCUCUUUUGGAUGAUAUACAAGGCGAAACUCCAUCUUAACUCCUCCUCCACAUUUACUGGAUUGGUUGAACCGUGCAGAAGAGAACCUCCCCAGGUACAUGGUGGGCCGUGGGGUGAAACGUAAGCUUAGUGACUGUGAGGAUCAGAUGCUGGACCUGCCCUACCCCCAGCAGAGGCAGCUGGUGCUGGACCUGUGCCUGGAUAAACUCCAGAGUUGCCAGCGCCGAGCUGAACCCAGCCUGCACCGCUCGGUGUUGCUGGCUAACACUCUGCGACAGAUUCAACAGGAGAUGAGGCAGGAGGGAGGCCUGCAUCUGGAGUCCCCCCCUCCAGCCCCCGCCACACCGCGCCACUCCCCGGAUCUGCCGCCUGUGCCCUCGGACCGUCCCUCCACCCCAGUGGCCGCGCUCUCAUCCUCACUGCUGUGUGAAGACGACGCACAGUCAACCUGCACAGAGCUCCCCAAGGUACCGGGGUCGGAGGAUGGCGGCAAGUCGCAGGAUCUGCUGUUUGGAUCCUUUGAAAUCACCAACUCCACCAGCUACCUGACGGACCUGCAGCUGGACGACAUUUUUGAGGACAUUGACACAUCCAUGUACGACCCGUCAGACUUCUCUGUUCUGGCCUGCCCCCCUCCCAGAGCGAGCAGCGGAGCCUCCUUGGGGAAUGACUAUAACCUCAAGGCAUUCUCCACCUCCAGCAGUACUCUGCAGAUGUGUCUCAACGACCUCGACCACAUCAUGGAGAUCCUGGUACGCUCUUGACUGAUUGGCGCCACGUCGUAGUCACAACUACCCAGCAUUUUAUGAGCUGGGGGUGGGAAGAAUGACUUGAUUUUUUUUUUGUCUCUAUUUUCAUACAAAGAACUUGUUAUAUUUAUACAAAAAGACUGAUGGAUACCUGCCUGAUACACUUCUACUGUAUGAUAAUGCACAUUUUUGGUGGCCCGCUGAGGCCAUCUUUUUUUUCUAUAGCAAGAUUAAAUGAAUAUGCAGGGACUUAAAGCAAGAAACACAAGUAUUACCAUUGAGAUAUUUAUACGGGAUUGUUAUUCACCAGUGCAUUCUUCGCGGGGGGGGGGGGGAGGAGAAUGACAACCUGUGGAACAAGGUGAAGAAAAGAACAUUGGGGGUAGAUUCCAAUAAGUAUUUCUGGAGCAUUACAAUCAUUUAUCAAGAAUUAAUGAGAUAGGACUUAAUCAAUACUCACUACCUCUCUAAAACUAAGAGCUCUGUCUCACUAUUCAACGAGAUUCAUGAACUCGCCGCUUCACUCAUUUUGUAUUUCGAUUGGUCUUGUUCCUUUAACAUAGAAAACUGGUGAUUGUCAAUAAUGCAGAUUUUUAACACCAGAAAGAAUGCCUUCCUGCCGAUAUGAAUCUCAAAACAUAGCCGAUAAUUCCAUGUUACACUGAUGCCUUGUCCAUCCAUUUUGGUCAUUUUAAUCAGAUGGUAGCGGACAACAAAAGAAUCAGCACUAGAUUUUGAUGAAUAUUUGUUUUGAGGAUAUUGUGUUGAUUACUUGGAAUGAUCCGUGUGUUUUUGUUACACUAGAAUAGAAAAUGCAUGCAUUUCAGCAUUUUAGUGGUUUGUCUCAUUGAAGAACUGUACAAUUUGAGUACUAUGUAUUCUCCCCCCCUCCCCUAACGGUUGUAAGAAAGAAAAAUACAGAUGCUGUUGUAUCCCUCUAAAGAACAUAGUGCCUAUAACGGAGGAUGAAGACUGGUGAUGGUGGAACUGCCCACUGUGUACAUGGACACUAGCCUAUGAAAAGGCGACAACCUGUGAGUUAUUUCUCUAAGUAAUUUAUUUUUGAUGUGAUACUCAGUCCCGAAAAGAAGCCAUUCUGCCAGGUGUGGGCACAUCUGCUUUUAACCCUUCACACUCCCCUCGCCAAAGACUGACACUGCAAAAAAGCAGACCUUGGAUGUCAGUGCCUCACGCUAUGGUCGAGAAUACGGUGUCCUAAUGUUGAGUGAAACUGUCAGCCAUCCGGUAGAAUCCUCAUCCAACAUUUGUUCUCUAGGAAUGUUCUCUCGGAAUCGCCUUUUCUCUUACAACAGACUGCGGGGUUGGACUCUACUCCCAAGAAAAUGCAAGUCAUGGAUACAGAUGUAGGAUCUUAAUUUGAUCUCUGUUUCAGGAUUACAAUGUUUCCUGCAUUGCAGGAAAGUUUUUGGGGUUUAAAAAGGCUUCUGAAGUUUAAUUUCCACUUUGGAAUUUCAGACUUGAUUUUCCCUUAAGUAUCAACCCCUACAAAAAUGUCCAUGAAUUAUAAUUCACAUUUCUUGAUGACGCAAGAUUAUUUUGCUGCUGUUGCAAACUGGUGCAAAUUACGAUCCUACAUGUGUAGGUAGUGAAAGGAGUUGUGUAACCAGAGGGUUACACAACUAAUGGGACAUCCCCACUUACUCUUAGCUCCUUCUGUCUGAGCGUCAUACCUGUGCUGAGGGACUGUCCUGCAUUGCUUCCAGGCUGUUUUCACCCGAGACUGGAGAGAGGGGGAGGGGCAGUAGCUCAUGUGGAGACCCUUGCUUGUGGAAAUGGCUACACAGUUUCACAACAGCUGGUAUGUGUGUGUCUCUGUGUAUGCCAAGCUCUGUCCCCCAAAAGGGGCCCCCUUCUUCUGUCAGCCAAUAAGAAUGCUGAGGGAGGGGCUUUGUUAGCCUGUAUGAAAGUGAAUAACAAAUGUAAGCAGCUAGAUGCAGUUCCUUUUCUCACUGUGGUAUGUGUCCCCUUCCUUGGCUCUUUUCACUGUUUAUAACCCAGGGUUUGCACAAUUUGACAUCUUCUGUUGUCCGUUUGUUCAACACCGUAUAUCCAUCCGUAUCCACAAUUUAUCAUGGAUCAUAUAACCAAAACGGAAUGAUCUUGUCUGCACUGAUCCACAUAUUCUGAAAAAGGCUGAUUUUUAGAUGAGAGAUUGGGACACAGGCUCCCGGCACUCUGUGGUGAUGCUCUCAAAGUAAACAAGUCCUCGGUGUUGAUGCUCUGCCGUUGACACACAGACCCCUCCCGUCCUUCCAAAACCCCAGCACGACUGCACACAGACCCCACCCUAAGGACCGACUCGGCCUACCCUGAACAUCAUAACACAUGGUACAAUAAAACCAAGGAGGCUUAUUUAUCACACCAUCUACAUUCUUCAGUGGGCCCUCCCUACUCACUGCUGAGAGCUGUGCAUCGAAUGAGUUGAGAAUUUCUAAGCUUUGUAAGCUUUUUUUUUUCUUGUACAUAUUUGUAUUUAUACAUUUUCCUGUGUGAUGUUUAUUUUCAUGACCGCAUUGAGAUAAUAUAUUGCAUUUAUUUAAGUAACUGGUCUGGGGGUUUUGUAGCAGAGUUCAGGACCCAUUUUAUUUUCAUCGAAGAAGUAAUAUUGUGAAAACAUGUCUGUAAAUAUUUGUUGCGGAUCAUGAAGAGAUUGAUAUUUUAGAUGUAACUGGGCCUACCUUUUCGUGUCUACGAUGGGAUUCUAACAAAGUGUAGAUGAAGAUUACUAUGGGUCAGGCAGUUGUAAAACUGGCAGCUUUUCACACUGUUUUCAGCCUGCAGAAACUUUUGCGAAGUUUAACCAAAAUAUGAAAUUGGCAGUACAUGUACGUUUGUAUAACCAAUCAAUAUCCCUGGAUUGAGCAAUGGAAUAGGCUAACGUGAUGGCCUGUAAUAUUCUGGCCAGUUAUGUAACUCACUAGCCCUUGGGUUCUUAGAUGUUUUGGAGAUUUUUACCAAACGUGAAAGGACUGCAAUCCCACUUUCACUCGGCAGACUCCUAAACUAACGGUCAGAAUGCUUAAAAUUAAGUGUGGAAAGGAGUAAAUAAUGAUCUGUUAUAGCACAUCUUUAAGUAGCCUAAGUGUUCCAUUGACUUUUUUCGUCUUCAGUUUGCAAGGAGUUGCACUCUGUAGGGUGUUGACAAACCAAUGUGAACUAAUACAGUUCUCUUGAUAAAGAACCAUGUUGAAUAUCUUAUUUGUUAGACAGGAUUCUUAUUACUGAGAGGUCGACAAACACUUCACUUUUGGAAUGGUCUUACUAGAGUUGGAGCUUUACAGAAUGGAUGAGGUGGAGUCCAUCUCUUACAUAUUUGGGGUUUUUAUCACUUGUGUGAGUGACACUUCUGGAGUCAAGUUAUUUUCAAAAAUGUUCUACUGAAAACCAGAAUGCUUCAGAAUUAUCACUUUUGUACCAAGUGCAAUAUGAGUGUUUGUUGGUGAUCUAUAUUUAGUAGAAAUGUCUAACAUUUGUUUUUAUACUCUAUGCAAUACUAUAGCAAUUCAGUAAGUGAAUAAAAUGCAAAAGAGGAA